AUGGCUUCAACCAAAGCGAGGGAUCAAAAUAACGGGGACAUCGAGGCCCCGAAUGCCUUCAACUCACAGCAAGGAACCCUGCAAAAACCUAACCAACUGAAUCUGCCCAAGGACGAGGCAGCAUCACAGGACGGGCCUUCCGAAAAAUCAGGAGACCGACGAAAAGAACACUUAUUGAAAAGGGAUGUGCUCCCGGAGCAGGACCUUGAUCAAGGUAUCGUCGGAUGGGAAGGGCAAGAUGAUCCAGAGAAUCCACGGAAUUACACCCCAUUGCGAAAAUGGACCGUUCUAGCUCUCGUGAGCUCAAUGACAUUGAUCAGUCCGUUUGCGUCUUCGGUUUUCGCACCUGCCGUUCGAUUUGCCGAUGUCGACUUCAACAACACUUCAACCAUCCUGAGCACUUUCGUUGUCUCAGCAUACGUCCUUGGCUACGCGAUUGGCCCACUCUUUCUCUCACCUCUCAGUGAGAUAUAUGGUCGACGCAUCGUCUUGAAUAUAGCAUCGCUUCAUUUCGUGGUGUGGCAGAUUGGCUGCGCUCUGGCUCCCAAUAUCUCAUCACUGAUCGUCUUCCGAUUGCUCACGGGCAUGGGUGGGUCUGCUUGCUUGACUAUUGGCGGUGGCACGAUAGCGGACAUGUUCGAGAAGGAACAGCGUGGCCUGGCCAUGUCCAUCUUUACCGCUGGGCCACUCUUCGGCCCCGUCCUCGGUCCUAUUUGUGGAGGCUUCAUAGCGCAAGGCGCAGGAUGGAGAUGGGUCUUUUGGACUCUCUUGAUCGUUGCAGGUACUUGCACUGGGUUCAUUCUCGUUUUCUAUCGCGAGACUAAUCACACUGUCCUCAUCCGGUACAAGACCCGUCGACUUGCCCGAGAGUUGAACCGUGACGAUCUGACAAGUUGCUAUGAUAAAGUCUUGGGCAAACGCUCCGCAAAGGUUCUCCUUGGUCGCAGCUUGAUAAGGCCUCUGAGACUGCUAUUCUUGUCUCCAAUUGUUGGACUAUUGGCGAUCUACGUUGCACUGAUAUACGGCUGCCUCUACUUGCUCUUCACGACAGUUACCACUGUCUUUGAGGAAGCGUAUCACUGGACUCCAGACUUGACAGGUCUCGCCUACAUUGGCCUAGGACUCGGUCUGCUUUGCGGACAGGCUCUAUUUGGUCUCACAAGCGACAAGAUUAUAGUCCGCCUUUCCAACGCCAACAACGGAGAAUACCAGCCCGAGAUGCGAUUGACAAUGUGUCUGUUUUUUGCUUUCUUCGUACCCAUAUCCUUCUUUUGGUACGGAUGGUCAAUUCAAGCAAAAGUACACUGGAUUGUCCCUAUCAUUGGGCUGUUGCCAUUCGGCUUUGGAAUGAUUGGGAUAUUCACGUCCAUCCAAACGUACAUUAUCGACUCAUAUUCUCAGUAUGCAGCGUCCGGGAUAGCCUCGGUGACCGUGACGAGAUCUUUCUUCGGCGCAUUUCUUCCACUUGCGGGCCCUUCGCUAUACCAGCGUCUAGGAUACGGAUGGGGAAAUUCUCUGCUGGGAUUUGUUACGCUCGCUUUGAUCCCAGCACCAGUUCUCCUACACCGAUAUGGCGGGUUUCUGAGAGAACGUUAUCCUGUAAAAUUAGAAUAG
Fonsecaea pedrosoi CBS 271.37 is the source of this 1614-nucleotide messenger RNA. RefSeq lists its product as uncharacterized. Gene Ontology annotation, molecular function: transmembrane transporter activity. Gene Ontology annotation, biological process: transmembrane transport. The transcript has 5 exons. The coding region runs from base 1 to 1614 and encodes 537 amino acids. The record is from RefSeq and is a predicted model, not a curated record. Gene Ontology annotation, cellular component: membrane. Lineage: Eukaryota; Fungi; Ascomycota; Eurotiomycetes; Chaetothyriales; Herpotrichiellaceae.